ACCAAUAGGCGAUCUCCACUUGUAUGAGGUACUGAGCAAUAUCAGUGGCAGUCGUCGCUCUGUGAGGAGUGAGACAAGUAUCACAGCACCACCACUGUCGUCCCAAAACUCACAGUCAUGAAGCUCUUGUUAAUCGCUGCUUUCUUGGGAGUUACUUACGUAGAAGCAAAGGUGUUCUUCGAAGAGAAAUUCGCCGAUGCAGACUGGGAAUCUCGUUGGGUGCAGUCUGAGCACAAAGGAAAAGAAUUCGGCUCUUUUAAGUUAACUCCUGGUAAAUUUUAUGGUGAUGCAGAGAAGGAUAAAGGCCUUCAAACUAGUCAGGAUGCAAGAUUCUAUGGCCUCUCAACCAAGUUUAAGCCAUUCAGCAACAAAGACACUCCUCUAGUUAUCCAGUUUUCUGUUAAACAUGAACAGAAUAUAGACUGUGGUGGUGGAUACUUGAAAGUCUUUGACUGCUCACUUGACCAAAAGGACAUGCAUGGAGAGUCUCCAUACCUAAUAAUGUUUGGCCCUGACAUCUGUGGUCCUGGAACUAAAAAAGUUCAUGUCAUCUUUAACUACAAAGGCAAGAACCACUUGAUUAAGAAAGAAAUUAGGUGUAAAGACGAUGUAUUCUCUCACCUCUACACUCUUAUUGUUAAUCCCGAUAAUACCUACGAGGUCCUAAUUGAUAAUGAAAAAGCCCAGUCUGGUGAACUGGAAGAAGACUGGGAUAUGCUUCCACCCAAAAAGAUUAAGGAUCCUGAAGCAAAGAAGCCUGAUGAUUGGGAUGACCGUCCUACUAUUCCUGAUCCUGAGGACACAAAACCUGAGGAUUGGGAUCAACCUGAGCAUAUACCAGAUCCUGAUGCCACAAAGCCUGAAGACUGGGAUGAUGAAAUGGAUGGAGAAUGGGAACCUCCCAUGAUUGAUAAUCCUGACUACAAGGGUGAAUGGAAGCCCAAACAGAUUGACAACCCAGACUACAAGGGACCAUGGGUUCAUCCAGAAAUUGAUAACCCUGAAUACACCCCAGACCCAGAAAUUUAUAAAUAUGAUGAAAUUUGUUCUGUUGGCUUGGACCUCUGGCAAGUAAAAUCUGGUACUAUUUUUGACAAUUUCCUCAUCACUAAUGACAUUGAAGAGGCAAAGAAAAUUGGUGAAGAAACUUGGGGAGCCACUAAAGAUGCUGCCAAAAAGAUGAAGGAUGAACAGGAUGAAGAAGAGCGCAAGAAAGCAGAGGAAGAGGCAAAGGCAGCUGAAGCAGAUAAGGAGGAUGAUGAAGAUGAUGAUGAUCUUGACGAAGAUGAAGAUAUAGAAAAUGAAAUAGAUCAUGAUGAACUUUAAAAUAAAAAAAAAAGGUUCAACUGCCUUGUGUACUAGAAACAUCCAAGUACAGAUUGAAACCUGUGAUUUUUCUCAGUUUUGAGUCUGGUUUCAGUCUAUUCUAGUCGAGGGACAUUCACAUAUGCUGUAGUACAUAGUGCGUUUAACUACUGCUUAUUGAAGGUUCCCUGACCAGUAAUGUUGCCCUUAAUGGGGUAGGUUUGCAUGCUUCAUGAUCAUUUGUAAUCAUCCCCAUCAUUGCCAUAGUGUAUGCAGCACAACCCAGUAUGUUUGUUAAAGCCAGAGGUGUCAGUGCUGUUACCUAAUGAAGUCUUGAUUUUGUUCUGGCAGCACAAUGUUUGAAUGAGCGAUUUCCAAUAAACUUAUCAGAAAC
Cherax quadricarinatus is the source of this 1699-nucleotide messenger RNA. RefSeq names its product calreticulin (gene Calr). The record is from RefSeq and is a predicted model, not a curated record. Gene Ontology annotation, cellular component: endoplasmic reticulum membrane; endoplasmic reticulum. NCBI's taxonomy places the organism in Eukaryota, Metazoa, Arthropoda, Malacostraca, Decapoda, Parastacidae. Gene Ontology annotation, molecular function: calcium ion binding. Gene Ontology annotation, biological process: protein folding.